AUCAAAGUCCCUCUUUACAUCAAGGUCCCCAUUAGAGUCCCUCCUUACAUCAGGCUCCCCAACAAAGUCCCUCCUUACAUUAGUGUCCCUACCAGAGUCCUUCCUUACAUCAGGGUCCCCAUCAGAGUCCCUCCUUACAUCAGGGUCCCCAUUAGAGUCCCUCCUUACAUUAGGGUCCCCAUUAGAGUCCCUCCUUACAUCAAGCUCCCCACCAAAGUCCCUCCUUACAUUAGGUCCCCAUCAGAGUCCCUCCUUACAUCAGGGUCCCCAUCAGAGUCCCUCCUUACAUCAGGGCCCCCAUCAGAGUCCCUCCUUACAUCAGGGUCCCCAUCAGAGUCCCUCCUUACAUCAGGGUCCCCAUCAGAGUCCCUCCUUACAUCAGGGUCCCCAUUAGAGUCCCUCCUUACAUCAGGCUCCCCACCAAAGUGCCUCCUUACAUUAGUGUCCCUAGCAGAGCCCCCCACUUACAUCAGUGUCUCCAUCAAAGUCCCCUUUACAUCAGGGUCCCCAUCAGAGUCCCUCCUUACAUCA
Molecule: messenger RNA, 531 nt
Organism: Staurois parvus
Lineage: Eukaryota; Metazoa; Chordata; Amphibia; Anura; Ranidae
Source: the annotation of a GenBank genome assembly